Gongylonema pulchrum is the source of this 324-nucleotide messenger RNA. Lineage: Eukaryota; Metazoa; Nematoda; Chromadorea; Rhabditida; Gongylonematidae. The record is from the annotation of a GenBank genome assembly.
GAGGUAUCAAGUGACCAGGUGGAAAAAGAAUUUUGGAAGAACCUCAUCGAUAUCGAAAAUACUGUGUCAGUUAAAUAUGGUGCCGACUUAUUAGUCACUAAGGUUGGCAGUGGUUUUCCAAUGCGUGAUUAUGAUUUCGGCAAAAUAAAUCAGCGUGAACGUGCCAUGUAUGUGAAUCAUCCGUGGAAUCUUAACAAUGUUGCUGUUUUGAAGGAUUCUGUGCUCAAUUACUUUGAGACUGGAAUAUCUGGUGAGUUUACUUUGAUGUGCUGUAGAACAGAAAAGAUUGUUUUUCAGUUCUGUAAGGCAGCAGGCAUCGAUUGA